Molecule: messenger RNA, 6483 nt
Organism: Podarcis muralis (Common wall lizard)
Lineage: Eukaryota; Metazoa; Chordata; Lepidosauria; Squamata; Lacertidae
Gene: EVI5L
Product: ecotropic viral integration site 5 like
Biological process (GO): regulation of GTPase activity
Molecular function (GO): small GTPase binding; GTPase activator activity
Source: RefSeq, a predicted model, not a curated record
GGGGAGGCGGCGGCCGUCGAGGCCGGGCCUGGAGGCUCAGGACCUCCCUGAGCAGGAGGAGAAGGAGCCGCAAUGGCCCUGGCAAUGCCGGCCCCGCAGGUGAUACUUUGACCUUCCUGAAACUGUUUCUGAAUACUUUUUUAAUGGACAUCCCCGCUACCCUCAAACUGCCUGAGAUGGCAAGUCCGGCCAUCAGUCCAGACUCUUCUUCCCAUGAAGGACUCUCCUCCGUCAACUCCAUGCCUGCAUGCUCCCCCACGUCCGAUUCUGAGAAUCUGAGCCCAGAUGAGUUGGAGCUAUUGGCAAAGCUUGAAGAACAAAACAGGCUUCUAGAAGCAGAUUCCAAAUCCUUGCGCUCCAUGAAUGGCUCGCGAAGGAAUAGUGGGUCCUCUUUGGUCUCGAGCUCUUCUGCCUCAUCCAACUUGAGCCAUCUUGAGGAGGAUACCUGGAUCUUGUGGGGGAGGAUUGUAAAUGAAUGGGAAGAAUGGCGGAAAAAGAAGGAAAAACUGCUCAAGGAGCUCAUAAGGAAAGGAAUUCCCCAUCACUUCCGAGCCAUUGUUUGGCAACUUCUGUGCAGUGCCACUGACAUGCCAGUGAAGAAUCAGUAUUCAGAGUUGUUAAAGAUGUCUUCUCCUUGUGAAAAGCUGAUCAGGAGGGAUAUUGCCCGGACAUACCCAGAGCACGAGUUUUUUAAGGGACAGGACAGUCUGGGCCAAGAGGUCCUCUUCAAUGUUAUGAAGGCUUACUCUCUAGUAGACCGUGAGGUUGGGUACUGCCAAGGCAGUGCAUUCAUCGUUGGACUGCUCCUGAUGCAGAUGCCUGAAGAAGAGGCGUUCUGUGUGUUUGUACGUCUGAUGCAAGAGUACAGAUUACGGGAGCUGUUUAAACCCACUAUGGCUGAGCUAGGGCUCUGCAUCUACCAGUUUGAGUACAUGCUUCAGGAGCAGCUGCCUGAACUGAAUAUCCACUUCCGUUCUCAAAGCUUCCUUACCUCUAUGUAUGCAUCAUCCUGGUUUCUUACCCUCUUCCUUACCACCUUUCCUCUGCCUGUGGCCACUCGAGUAUUUGACAUCUUCAUGUACGAGGGAUUGGAAAUAGUCUUCCGUGUGGGGAUGGCUCUUCUGCAAUUCAACCAGGCUGAACUGAUGCAACUGGACAUGGAGGGGAUGUCACAGUAUUUCCAGAAGGUGAUUCCUCAUCAGUUUGAAAACUGUCCUGAUAAGCUGAUCUUUAAGGCUUACCAGGUCAAAUACAACCCUAAGAAAAUGAAACGACUAGAGAAGGAGUACACUGCAAUCAAAAACAGAGAGAUGGAAGAGCAGAUUGAAAUCAAGAGGCUCCGUUCUGAGAACCGUCUUUUGAAACAGCGAAUUGAGACCCUGGAGAAGGAGAGUGCUGCUUUGGCAGAUAGAUUGAUCCAGGGCCAAGUUACCCGCGCACAGGAGGCUGAAGAGAACUACAUCAUCAAGCGAGAACUGGCAGUGGUUAAGCAACAGUGCAGUUCAGCAACCGAGAAUUUGCAGAAGGCUCAAAGCACUAUUCGGCAAUUGCAGGAACAGCAGGGAAAUCCCCGCUACUCUGAGGAGUUUGUGAGUCAUCUGGAAACAGAGCUGGAACAGUCACGUUUGCGGGAGUCUGAGACCCUGAGUGCGCUUAAAGAGAUGCAGGACAAAGUGCUGGACAUGGAGAAGAAGAAUAGCUUGCUUCCGGAUGAAAACAAUGUGGCCCGCCUUCAGGAAGAGCUGAAGGCUAUGAAAGUGCGGGAGUCUGAGGCUAUGAAAUCCUUUCGGGAACUGCAGCAGCAGGUGAAGGAGCUCAACGACAAUUGGCAGGCCCACCUGAGCCGGACAGGCGGGCGAUGGAAGGACUCUCCUCGCAAGAACACGAUGAAUGACCUCCAAGACGAAUUGAUGAGCCUCCGUCUGCGUGAGACACAGGCCCAAGCUGAAGUCCGUGAACUGCGUCAGAGGGUGGUGGAACUUGAAACCCAGGAUCAGAUCCACAGCAACCAUUUAAACCGGAUGGAGCAGGAGUGUGCUGGGCUGCACGAAAAGGUCCAGUACCUUACGGCCCAGAACAAGGGGCUGCAGACCCAGCUGAGUGAGACCAAGCGCAAGCAUGCUGAAUCCGAGUGCAAGAGCAAAGAAGAGGUGAUGGCUGUGCGCCUGCGAGAAGCCGACAGCAUGGCUGCAGUGGCAGAGAUGCGGCAGCGGAUUGCUGAGCUGGAGAUCCAGAGGGAAGAAGGGAUGAUUCAGGGCCAGCUCAACAACUCCGACUCCUCCCAGUACAUCCGUGAACUCAAGGAUCAGAUUGAUGAGCUCAAGGCAGAGCUGCCUAUUUCUGUGCAGGGCCUCCAGCUGGAGAACAGACAUAAGCGACUGGGGCUUACAAAACUGCUGAUUUCCUCAGGAGCUGAUAGAGAUCAGAAGUCAGCUUUUAAGAUUCGGCUGAUGAAGGGACAGAAGCCUUUUGAGGACUCCAUGGGCUUUGACGGCAUCCACAUUGUGAGUCACCUGGCGGUGGAUGACGACUCGCUGCACUCUUCCGACGAGGAGCUGCUGACCAGCCCCAUGGUGGUAGGUGCCCUGCAGGAUGUCUUGUAUCCGCUGUCGCCCCACAACACGCACUUUCUACGGGGGGCCGAGAGCUCCGGCAAGGAGAGCGACGGCACCACGGAUAGCGAUGCGGACGACCCUGCCUCUGCCACCGAGCCCAAUGGCGAGAUCAUCUUCGAAGAAGCCCUGAGCAAAUGAGGAAGUGGUGCUGCCGUCCCAAGUCUGUCUGGAAGGCACCAGGUCCCUCUGGCCACGCUGUACUGAGGGUGUGGAGGUCAUAGACAGAUCACGCAAGGCGGAGCGGAGGGCCCCCUUACCCAGUGAAUACCGUGCCCCCGAGAUGGCAUGGGGGACGGACAGUCCUACAGCUGGCCUGCAUUACAUGGGCCACCUCCGUUGAUCAUUGUCUGCACUGCCUUUUUUUCCAGCUCUAUUGUCACUGGUAGUUCAAAUCCAUGUAUUGACCUCAUUCACACACCCCACCCUCCCACCCACCAUUUUCACACCUUUUUUUCCCCUUUUUUAAAAAAACUUCCUCCUUACACACAAAGGUUUGCACACUUGAGAACUUAGAAGGGACAGCAGAAGCAACCAGGCCGCUGGUUUUAUAAAAUGCAGUCCAGUAGUAAUGAACCUCUGUCUCCUUGCUGUGCUUGGAGAGAUGAGAGGGGUCUGUCUUCCUUUUAUUUAUAUGCGAUCCCCUACCCUGCUGUUCUGCAGAGAGGUAAGAAGGUUGGAUGCCUCCACACUCGUUUGUGGUUUUCAGCCCAGGAAAGGAUGGGUGGAUAGAGAGAGUGCUUCUGAAGAGGUGGCUUGGAUCGAGAGAGAGAGAUUUUAUUUUUGUUUCUGUGUAUAUUAUUUAUUUAUACUGUGCAAUGCCAAUCCGUCUCCCUUAGAGGAGGCUUGGCAUAAAGCUUUAAGUUUAAUUAUCUUGAGGGCUUUUAAGGAGCAGCCAGAACUGCUUUUGUAGCUAAAGGUAUGACAUCUUUUCUAUUUAAUUGUGGUAAGGGAAGGGUUCCCCUUGGCAACUUCUGUGUCUCACUUUGCCUGAAGUUCUGUUCUGCUGCAACCAUUACAGGAGUUUAGGCGUUGCCUUAAUCCAUAUGGUCAGUGACAGUUCCUCCGGAAUUCCCUGCCUGGAAUUGUGUGAGCUGAUGCAGUAUUCUUUCUCAAUUCCACCUUUAUGGCUAUCUUUUCAAACAUUGGUUCUUGCAAAGUUUCUACCAAUGCCUGGCUUGCUUCAGGGGGGUGGCAGUCCAUCAAAGCACCCAAACCCUAGGAGUUUUUUUUAAGGAACGAAGGGUCCAUUAUUGGACUUUUAGUCUGUUCAUGAUUUACAAGGCCAGUGCAAGUGGCUGAAUUUUUAGGCACCUGAGAGAAUUGCCUGAAGAGUAUUUUCUUCUUGACAAACAAAGAGAUGAGAAUUUUGGGCUGCUUGGACAUCAGGUUCUGCCCUUUUUAAAAAAAUUCUUUUUUUAUUUUAGUGAAAAUGCACAGACUCUUGUAGUGGAACUACAUAAGAAGCAAACAUGAGGCUCCAAGCUCACUGUUUGCCUCCUAACACUAUCGGGUUGGGGAUGGGCGGGUUGCAGGGGAGAUCAAGUGGGAGGUGUGUGCUUAACCCUAUGUGCCCCUUCCACUCCUGCCUCUGCACGUAUGUGAACCUUCAGACAGGCUUGUAUCAUGUGUAGCUCUGCUCCACAGAAGCAGACCUCUGUUUGGGGUAGUGGGGGAGAAACAUUGAUUUCUCAACAAGAACGCUUGCCAUGGCCAAUGCUGACAUAGCCACACCAGCUAGAGGUAACCCGUGGAGCAAUGCUUUGGGAAGCGGCAUGGUGCUGAUUUGGUCCAGCCAAAAAUCACUCUGUAUUUGCAAUUCAUGGUCCUUCUCUUUGUUUUCAACACGGGGAGGAAGCCUGAUAAUUGGCUCCUUCCCCUCUUAACAAUAGAGUCCAAGAUUAAAAUCAGCAAGGCCUCUCUCGUGUCACACUUUCUUUCCACUGGUGACGGAGAGAUCUCAAGGACGUGCUGGUGUGCGAAAUGUAUUGUGUCUUGCAAGGUGUCUGAAUAAAGGCAUUGUUGCAAAUGAAGGUGGAGACCAGCUGGUGUUAGGAGGGGUUCCACAGAAGGUCUGUGAAGGAGGCGGUGAAGGAUGCCGAAUUCUGAAGAUGUAGGAUUUCCACCCUGCUGAGGAGGUAGGCAGCUUCAUUAGGCAACAUCCCUGGUUAUAGAGAAUGUACCAGAUAGUUCCUAAACUGUGGGAUGCUUCUGUUUUUAGGGAAGGAGAAGCAUUUGUUGUCAUGGGCAUACUUUUCAUCUGUUUCCUUAUACCAAGCUUGUACAAAUUUAUGCUCCAUUUGUUUUUGCCUAAUUUCUAAAACCUGCAACAAUAAAUCUAAUGAAGGUUCAGGAUGAGAUGCAUGGGCCUCUCUUUCUGAAAGAGGUCUCCAUGAUUUUUCACUUGGCAUGGAUUUGCAAUACAUUUGGUCCAUAGUUGAAGGAAGAGUUCCUUUGGUUUUCUCCCCAAAUUUUAUGCUGCAUGCCUCUUAGCUACAGGCAAGCCUUGUUGGUCAUUUUACCUCCCCAACUCUGGAUUCCUCUAGUGAGGUUAACCCAGCAUUUACCCUGCAGAAGCAGGACGACAAACCUGCACCCAGCCUGUCACAUGGGUGGCCCUGAAGUAUUAUGUAUGUACUUAUAUGAAUAUGCCUGGGGGAAAGGCUCCAGUUUGGUAUAACCUUGCAUAUUUUAAUAGAUGUAUUCUAUAUAUACAUGCUGCACCGUAUUGCCAAAUCUCUGUGGUUUUCUGUACCAUUUUUCAGUCUCCCCUCAACCCCACCCCCUCAAUCCAGCAGCAUAGUAUGUGGUCCAAACAAGAGUUCAGCCCAAACUGUUGCUUUGAUCUCCUUGUGUCAGUCUGAUUUCAUUUAUUUGCUAGCAGUGGGCACAUGUUUGCAGUUUUGGAUGGCUUGUGAAACUGUUUGCCAGUUUGUGCAUCAUAGUUCCUAGCAAUUGUUGUUGAUACUUGUUUGUGUAGUGCUACCCGAAUGCUCGCUGCCUCCAAGGCUACAUGUUAGGAAGAUCAUUAAUCGCUGCUGUUUCUAAAUCUGGAGUAAAACCCCGUUGACUUUAGUGUUUCAGAUUUACAUUGGAGUAAAUGGGAGAAUAUUUUUGUUAGAAUCGAAUCCAAGCGGCUUCUUUGGCCUGUUUUUGUCAGGGUUUGGGAUUUGUUUUGCAUAUGAAAUUCACUUGGAUGUGCAGGCCUUACUUUUAAGUUUGUUCUAGCAUGACUGUCCCUGAAGUGACAUUGGUAAUACUACAUUAAUUAUUCACCUUUCUGUCACCCCUGUUGCAGUGGUUUCUAGACUAUGGCUGUAGAACAGGGCCAUAUGUUUUGCCAAAAGUUGCUACAUAGUUGAUUACUCCGACUUCUGCUUUACCUGCAAAACACACUAAAAGGAAAUUUGCGUUUUCCCUUCCAUAUUGUAAAAGAAAUCACAGUGUGCUCAAAAUAAGUGGUUUCUCCCAGAGUUGUCUGAUCUCUCAGACUAGAUCCAUGCAACAACAGGAGAGUAAGGGACGAGCACUCCGGCAAGGAAUAUUUAUUUAUAUCCUUUUGAUGCUCAGAGCGAGCAACAUACAACCAUAUGAUGAAAUAAUUAUUUUGAAUAACAUGCAGUAAAGCUCUUAAAACAGUAGUUUAUUCCUAAUUAAAGCCUAAUUUGACUCCUUGGUACCAUGGAAGAAUGACAAGCAUUAAGGGCAAGGGCAAUUCUAACUUUGCUAUGAUUUGUGACUGAGCACAAGGGACUCGAUCCACUGCUUCAAGCUGAUGCAGCCUGUUUCUCCCCACUGAGUUUGGCUAAUUGCUAGGUGAGGAUAAUCCCCAGUGAGCUGAAUAACAUUAGGUCAUGUAGCUGAUUUUUUU